GCGUCCGGUCCCGCUGGACGAGAUGGGUUGCAAGUCGGUUAGCUCGACUGUACCCGGCAACCUCAAGUCGAUAUUAACAUACGAGACGUGAAAGUGCGCGACUACCCCGGACUUCUUUUCAUAAGGUUGGUGUUUGGCAACGGAUGAUAGCAAGGGAGCUUGACUAUACUGCGGAAAGUACGGCGAGCGAUGGGCUUGUAAAAUGGCGUGAUCGGAUAGAAGACCCAGACGCUGAGAGGUCACUUACUGAGAGAAGAAAGAAAGUGUCAGAGUUGAUAGGAGUUUCGUUUCCCAAAGAAUUGUCCGGUUUCAUGUUUUCUUCCGAUUUUGAUGAGUGGCCCACGAAUCGCGGAACAACCGAGCGUGAGUAAACGACCGAGACAAUUCUGGACACAGAUGCUGUAGGCAUGACGGCCAGCAAAGUGAAUUGAUAUUAGAAUACCUUAACGAUG
This is a messenger RNA of Parathielavia appendiculata, 452 nucleotides long. RefSeq lists its product as uncharacterized. The transcript is spliced from 2 exons. NCBI's taxonomy places the organism in Eukaryota, Fungi, Ascomycota, Sordariomycetes, Sordariales, Chaetomiaceae. The record is from RefSeq and is a predicted model, not a curated record. The coding region runs from base 144 to 371 and encodes 75 amino acids.